UCUCACUGAAUAUAAAUACUUUUGCAAUAGGGAUUAGGCAGAUAUGUCAGCACCGUCACAUACCUAGAUUUUAGAUUAUGGCCUUUGAGAGAGAGGCAUUAUUUGAUACAACAAACUUGUUCAGAUUUCUGCUAAUAGGUAAUUCCAAGUGAUUUCAACAAAAUUCUGGGGAGGACUACUACUUUCUGAAUCUGGAUUUUCCACCUCUGCUCCGACCAGAUACUGAUCAAAGCUUGCACCUUGUCACUGGUACACAAUUUUGACAGGUUUUUUUUUUCCAUUUCAAAACGUUCUUGCUCUCUAGCUGUUCCUCAAUGUCUUUCUGUUCCCGGUAUUUAAAAAUAGCUCUUGUGGUCUCCUUGGCGAUUCUCGCAAAUAUUGUGAUUGACUAAUCCGCAAUGUUCAGUGCUAUAAGCUCCACCCCAGUAGUUUGCAGACCUUAGAAUAGUAAUACCUCACACACAGGGGUGACAAGGGGGGAUAAGAACCAUGUCCCAGGAACCAAAAUUGACCUUUAGUUCUGCAAAAUGUUCCUCCAUCCAUCCAUUAUCUAUACCCGCUUAUUCUUGGGCAGGGUUACGGGGGGUGCUAGAUCCUAUCCCAGCAUGCAUUAGGCUUGAGGCAGGAAUACACCCUGGACAGGUCACCAAUCUAUUGCAGGGCCCCCACGCCAUUCAUUCAAACACUCAUGUCUAUAGGCAUUUUAGAGUCUCCAGUUAGCCUAACUACAUGUCUUUGGACUGUGGGAGGAAACUCACACAAACACAGGGAGAAAAUUCAAACUCCACACAGAAAGGCCCGGAUUCAAACCCAGUACCUUCUUGGUGUGAGGUGACAGUGCUGCCCACUGCACGACGAUGCCACCCACAAAAAGUUACUGAGUUCUGGGAAAGGUUCCUGAGUUGGGAUAGGUUCUGAUUAUUGCCUUCAACAUUCACCUGGGGAGAAACAAGUUGUGGUUUGGUAUCUUCUUUCAUUCAUUUCUGUCCUGACUUUAGCUUGUCUUUGUCUAUUCAUUGUUUAAGGCAGUUAAACCUUGGUCUUUCGAUUAAAUGUUGACUACUUUGUGUAACUCAAUAAAUCUCUUUGCUUUAAUCUGGUUGUGAGUUAUAGCCCACAUUUGUAUAAAUGUUGAUCCAACUGGUUGCUCUAUCUAUCAGUGAACUUGGUAAUUUCAUUUACAAUUGAUAUAGCCUAGUUGAUAAUAAUUAACAAAUUAAAUCAAAUAUAUCUGUGUUAUAUGUUGGAUAUGUGUGGAGUUUGAACUGCUGAGUUGUGAUCUGCAUUCACAGUGCUUAAUAUUAAAACAGGGUGUUAGCUGCAAAAACUGCUGGAUUCGGAAAUUGUCCAGUGACAGUCCCAGACCGGUAUCCGCCUCUCCCUUUCUCCCUUGCGGGCGGACUUUGGGAUAUCAUUGCCGUGGAAAUAUUUUUGCACUCACAGCACUGCUAUGAAAAAAUCAAACAGCUGGACUUCCUGGUCGACGGGAACUGAAUGUUUAGAGUAACCCUGGGGUGCAUUAAUAAAACUUUGCUGGAACGGUCUCGGAAUUAACCGGGAGUUUGUGUUCAAAUUGUCAACGAAUUCAGAACCAAGGGACGAAGGUGAGGUGAAUCUGCACAGUUAACACCGCCACAACAAUAUCAGAUGAUACAGGGUCGUAAGAGAAAUCAAAGUAUAUAGUUUAUACACGACCGAAGUUAUAGUAGAAUGAUCAUAAACAAGUCGGACAAUAGUGGAGUUUUGUCGUGUCCUAACUCCAGGGAAAACCAUAAAGAAUUUCCAGCUAUCUGCUUAUCCAAGUCAGCGGUCCACACCUGCAAACGUUGUAGAAUGUAUGUUCUGGGCACUGAAGAGUUGAAGUCAGCCGAACACAUCCUAAGAGGAUCAUUCCCGGAAUCAUUGAAGGUGUAUGGCUGUCUGUAUAAUAUCAACAGAGGAAAACCAUAUAACUGGGAAGUAAUUGCUGAUUCCUGGCCAGACUUUAGGGCAAUCAUCUGUAAGCCAACACCGCAGUCAAGGCAGGAUUAUCAGGACCGAGAGGGGGAUUUAAACAUGUGCCACAUCUACGCCAAGGACAAGGAGAGCUUGCAAAAACUACUUGGCACCAGUGGCCUUCUUGAAUGGAGCCAGUUCACAUUAUUGGCAGGGGUUGACAGCAAACAUCUGGAUGCAGUGAAGGAACUUGCAGCUCGGAAAAACACACCAACAAAGAUGGGGGUGGGCAUGUUUCUGAUGACACUUGAGGAUGCCAGCCAUCUCAAGGACCCAGAAAGCGAUUUAGCAAGCAGGCUAAAGCCGCUCACCACAGCCCAUGCUGAGCUGGUCAACAGCAAAUGGAAGCAUGGGUCCAGCAAGAGCAGCUACAACUCUAUAGUGAGCUUCAUCUCUAACUACCCCAGUUUGUGCGUGACCGCGGAGGACGGCACACCAGUGUCCUGGCUGCUCCUGAGUCACUACUGCACCCUCUGCCUGCUCUACACCUCACCUGAGCACAGGCGUAAGGGCCACGCCCGGCUGCUGGUCACCACCAUGGCCAGGGCACUGCUGGAGCAGGGCCGUCCAGUCUAUACUAUUGUGGAAGAGGGCAACGACCCGUCCUACAGCCUCUUCACGUCUCUGGGCUUCAGUCACAAGCCAGACUUUUGUCCAGUUUGGUUCCAGCUCAACCCCAGAUGAAUGUCCCAGGAGCAAGUGCCGAUCUCAGACCCUGUUUUUUCAUUCCUGGUGCAAUUUAUUGGUUUUUUUCUUGUAAGUGUACCUACAUUUUGCCAGUUUCGCCUCACUGAAAUAUAAAUACUUUUGCAAUAGGGGUUUGGCAGGUAUAGUAGCACUGUCACAUACCUAGUUUUUAGAUUUCCGCCUUUGAGGGGGAGGCAUUAACUGAUAUGGCAAACUUGUUCAUUCUAAUUAACAAAUGAAUUAAUAAAUACAUUUUAAAUGUUGUUUAGUUGAGGAGUUGUAACUGUUUACGACACUUGUGUUCUGUAUUCUGAGUUCCGAACAUUAAACCAGGGUGUUAGCUGUUAAAACUGUUGGAUUCUGAAAUAGUUUUAAACAGAUUCUCACCUCCCACUUCUCACAUACAAUUGCAAACUCUGACAGACAUAAACAAUUAAACAAUAUUAAAUGU
Anguilla anguilla (European eel) is the source of this 3133-nucleotide messenger RNA. RefSeq names its product glycine N-acyltransferase-like protein 3. The transcript has 8 exons. The record is from RefSeq and is a predicted model, not a curated record. Gene Ontology annotation, molecular function: glycine N-acyltransferase activity. Gene Ontology annotation, cellular component: mitochondrion. Lineage: Eukaryota; Metazoa; Chordata; Actinopteri; Anguilliformes; Anguillidae. Bases 1711 to 2679 code for a protein of 322 amino acids.